Molecule: messenger RNA, 483 nt
Organism: Melospiza georgiana
Lineage: Eukaryota; Metazoa; Chordata; Aves; Passeriformes; Passerellidae
Product: pancreatic secretory trypsin inhibitor-like
Exons: 4
Coding region: 133-411 (92 amino acids)
Molecular function (GO): protein binding; serine-type endopeptidase inhibitor activity
Source: RefSeq, a predicted model, not a curated record
GGCUCUGUGGUGUGCUGCCAGCAGUGGGGAAAGGUAUAAAGGUCCCAGCAGAGUGCCAGAGUCAGGAUCUCUGACACACCCAGCAGCGUCCCAGUUUCCCUCUGCUGUGCUCAGUAGAACAUCACCUCCACCAUGAAGGUAGCUGGUGUUUUCCUGCUCCUCUCCCUGGCACUCUUCUUCUCCCAAGGAAAUGCCGAGGUGGAUGCAGCUGCUUUCAGAGGAACUGAGCCAUCUUGUCAGAAUUUCAACCUGGGGAGAGGGUGUACAAGGGAGUUUGACCCCAUCUGUGGCACGGAUAACGUCCUGUACAGCAACGAGUGCCUGCUGUGCCUGCACAACCUGCAAAGGAACGACCACGUGCGCAUCAGGAACAGAGGAAUGUGCAAAACUCCCCGCAACAACCUGGCUUAAACUGGGCUGAGAGAUCAGGGCACAAAGCUGUCCCCUCUCCCAUCAAACCCCAAUAAAAUGGAAGCAUCGCCA